Molecule: messenger RNA, 1344 nt
Organism: Numida meleagris (helmeted guineafowl)
Lineage: Eukaryota; Metazoa; Chordata; Aves; Galliformes; Numididae
Product: Fc receptor-like protein 3
Biological process (GO): cell surface receptor signaling pathway
Molecular function (GO): transmembrane signaling receptor activity
Source: RefSeq, a predicted model, not a curated record
AAAUGGCAAUCUCCCCAUCCUCCCCCCCUCCCCCAAUAAAUGUCAUUGCCCCAAACCCAGGGCUGCGUGCAGGUGGCACUGCCCAGCUCCUCGGCCUCGCUGGCUCCCAGCCCACCCUGCUGACAAUAGACCCCCCCUGGACACCGCUGUUCAAGGGGCAGAAAGUGGAGCUGACCUGCGGGGACCACAACGUGAGCGUCUCCACCACCUGGUACAAGAACGGGAAGCAAUGGAAGAGCACAGCCUCCAACCGCGUCCAGCUGACCCUGAGUGAUGAAGUGAAACACCAAUUCCGGUGCCGGAACCGUGGCUUCGAGCUCAGCCCCGCCAUUAACGUGAACAUCUCAAAUGCCUGGCUGGUGCUGCAGGUGCCGGCGCGGGCGGUGCUGGAGGGGGACGCACUGUCCCUGCGCUGCAGAGCCUGGAAGGACACAAAGCUCAGUGGGGUGCAGUUCUCCCGUGGCAAGGUGCUGCUGCAGGACAGACGUGGGGACGAACUGCUGCUGUCCCCUGCAAAGCAGGAGCACAGCGGCCGCUACCAUUGCUCGGGCGGUGGCGGGGACGGAGGCGGUGGGAGCCGAGCUGGUGAGGACAGCGGGCGAAGGGCUGGCGCUGAGCUGCGCGGUGCAGGCGGGGACGGCGCCGGUGGCCUUCACGUGGCUGCGGGACGGGCGGGAGCUGGGCACGGGCCCCACCUGGCACCUGGAGGCGCUGGGGCCGGAGCACGCGGGCACCUACCAGUGCGUGGCCACCAACCGCGUGGGUCCCCAGCGCGUCUUCAGGGCACACAGCCCCACACUGCUCAUCGUGGUGACACUGUGGGGACGGCAGCGGGUACAAGCCCUGGCCGUGGGGCUCAGCGUGUCCCUCCUGGUGCUGCUGGCUGCCACCGCUGCGCUGGGCUGGCACUUCUGGCGGCGGCGUCACCCAGCAGCCACCAAGAGCCAGCACAGGGACCCCACAGCCCCUCCCGCCCGCCCUGCCCCACCUGUCCUCAGCACGGACCCCUCGGAACCUGAGCACAGCAACGUGCUGCUGGGGACGCCGAGUGCCGGGGAUGUGUUGUACUCCACUGUCACCAUCACAGAGCAGCGAGGGGGUGCGUCCCCCUCCCCCUGUGGCCUCGCUGCCCCCCAGGAGCCACCCAUCACCUACGCAGCACUGCCCGGCCCCCAAGGGCUGCAGCGUCUCCCCAGUGACAGCUACGAGAACACUCCCUGCGCGUGACACCGGGGGAGCCAGGUGACACAGAGCGGUGGCCCUGUGCUGUGCUCCAUGCGAGGACACCCAGUGCACAACAUGCUCCUAUAACAAAUCCCAAAUAGACGAUCUCCAUGCCUCUUC